Messenger RNA from Fulmarus glacialis (Northern fulmar), 1113 nucleotides. Its product is annotated as dipeptidase 2-like. Lineage: Eukaryota; Metazoa; Chordata; Aves; Procellariiformes; Procellariidae. The transcript has 9 exons. The record is from RefSeq and is a predicted model, not a curated record. Gene Ontology annotation, biological process: proteolysis. Gene Ontology annotation, molecular function: metallodipeptidase activity. Bases 1 to 1113 code for a protein of 370 amino acids.
AUGGAAACGAAGAGAAAUACAACAAAGUUGUUGCUGUGGCUGUUCAUGUUCUUCUCUGAUACUGUGCCACUCAGCUAUGAGAAAUCAAUGAGAGAGAGAGCUAUCGAGCUGAUGCAAGAUGCACGUUUAAUCGAUGGCCACAAUGACUUUGUACUGCAGCUGAGAAUAUUUUACCAAAAUAGACUCCGUAGAGUCAACUUAAGAGAACUCAACAAGACCCACACAAACCUUGCAAAACUUCAGGCUGGUUAUGUGGGAGCUCAGUGUUGGUCAGUGUAUGUUCUUUGCAGCGCUCAGAACAAGGAUGCUGUGCGUCUGACCUUAGAGCAAAUUGAUGUUGUCAAGAGGAUGUGUAACAGCUAUGAAGAACUUGAACUUGUGACAACUUCGCAAGGUAUCUCUGACAGUAGAAGGAUUGCAUGUUUGAUUGGAAUAGAAGGUGGUCACUCCAUUGACAGCAGUUUGGCAACACUGAGGAUGUAUUAUGACCUGGGUGUUCGUUACAUGAUUUCCUGCAAUACGCCUUGGUCUGAAUCCUCAUCUAAAGGAAUACACAACUUCUAUCCUAGUGUUACUGGUCUGACUGCAUUUGGCCAAGAAGUGGUAAAGGAGAUGAAUCGCCUGGGAAUGCUGAUAGAUUUAUCUCAUACUUCAUAUUCCACAGCAAAAGCUGCACUGAAUAUCUCAAAAGCACCAGUAAUUUUCAGCCAUUCCUCAGCAUCUUCUAUUUGUAAUCACUCAAGAAAUGUUCCUGAUGAUAUCCUCCAGCAACUGAAAAAGAACAAGGGAAUUAUCAUGGUGACUUUCAAUGCAGAUGUACUGGCCUGUGGCAGAAAAGUUGUUAAUAUUUCCAACCUUGCAGAUCAUUUUGACCACAUAAAGAAAAUUGCAGGUUCAGAAUCAAUAGGAAUUGGUGGUGACUAUGAUGGAGUGGAACGUUUCCCUGAGGGACUGGAAGACGUUUCUAAAUACCCUUCUUUGAUUGAGGAACUUCUUAGAAGAGGAUGGAAUGAAACUGAACUGAAAGGGGUCUUAAGGGAGAACUUUCUCCGUGUCUUCAGGGAAGUGGAAAAUGUAAGAUUAAAAACUAAACUGAAUCUUGGUUCUUACUAA